Messenger RNA from Athene cunicularia (burrowing owl), 3517 nucleotides. RefSeq names its product WW domain containing transcription regulator 1 (gene WWTR1). Gene Ontology annotation, cellular component: cytoplasm; nucleus. Bases 1 to 873 code for a protein of 290 amino acids. Gene Ontology annotation, molecular function: transcription corepressor activity; transcription coactivator activity. Gene Ontology annotation, biological process: hippo signaling; positive regulation of transcription by RNA polymerase II. NCBI's taxonomy places the organism in Eukaryota, Metazoa, Chordata, Aves, Strigiformes, Strigidae. The record is from RefSeq and is a predicted model, not a curated record. The transcript has 6 exons.
AUGCCAUAUUUGAAGUUCAGACACUCUGUCUGCAUGUUUUUUAAUGAAGAAGAUAUGUUUGUACACUGCCAGGAUGGCACCAAGGAGGAUAAGCAAGGCCACUGUCACAUAGAAAAAAUUACAACAUGGCAAGAUCCUCGAAAAACUAUGAAUCAACCGCUGAAUCACAUGAGCCACCAUCCUGCAGCUGCUUCCACACCAGUACCACAGAGGUCUAUGGCAAUGUCUCAGCCCAAUCUCGUCAUGAAUCACCAGCACCAGCUAGCAGGCAGCACAGCACUGUCGCAGCAGAGCCGCCCUGCCCAGGCUCCGCAGCCGGGGCUGCUGAACCUGCCCGGCGCUCUGACCCCGCAGCAGCACCAGCAGCAGAAGCUGAGGCUCCAGAGGAUCCAGAUGGAGAGGGAGCGGAUCAGGAUGCGUCAGGAGGAGUUACUGCGACAGGAAGCUGCUCUAUGCAGACAACUUCCCAUGGACCCAGAGAACAUGGUCCCAGUUCAGACAGCUGUGAGUUCACCUGCCAUGGCACAAGACAUGAGGCCUAUUACAAAUAAUGGAUCUGACCCUUUCUUGAACAGCGGGCCGUACCAUUCCAGGGAACAGAGUACAGACAGUGGCUUGGGAUUGGGAUGCUACAGUAUACCAACGACACCUGAAGAUUUCCUCAGCAAUGUAGAUGAGAUGGAUACAGGAGAAACUAUAGCACAGACAACAAUGAACAUAAAUCCACAACAGACACGUUUCCCUGAUUUCCUCGACUGUCUUCCAGGAACAAACGUUGACCUUGGGACUCUAGAGUCAGAAGACUUGAUCCCCAUCCUCAACGAUGUAGAGUCAGUACUCAACAAAAAUGAGCCCUUCCUUACCUGGCUGUAAUCAUUCAGUGCUGGUUGGGCCUACGAUGCAAUUCAACAUUUCUUUUUCCUCUUGAGAUAGAGGUAGAAUAUCUGAAAAUCCUCAAGAGAUACACCUUACUGCCUUAAUGACUUUUGUUACAUCUUCUUUAUGGUCAGUUUAAUCUCUGCCUGGAUUUGAUUGACACUAAUUAAAAUAUAAAAUACAUAUAUAUAUAUAUAUAUAUAUAUAUAUACACACACACACACACAUAUAUGCAUAUGUAUUUCUUCCUCUUUAAAAAACACACUACUUAAAAUAUCUGUUAUACUUCUUUACCUUUUCAGACCAGGCAGAAAUAUUUCACUUUGACAGAAAGUGGGUGGUGUUUGUGCAUGUCCCUGACUGAUCUCCUAGGUAUUGAUUAACAUCACAAACCCUUCAGGAAUCACAAAAGCUAACUACGAGGUCACUUCGUUCAAAAAAUGUGCACAGCAUCAGGACACGAGAGCGGUUUUAUUACUAUGUUUAUGGCAAUAGUAUCAGAAGCUUUUUUUAUCAACUUACUUAAGCUUUAAAAAUCUUUUUUUCAUUCUUAGUAACUAACUGUGCUAUAUGGAAUACAGAUCUAAUCUGAUCCAUAUCAGCCAUAAUAAUUCUCACUAUAUAUUUGUGAAGGCACAAACAGUACUAUUGCAGUUUCUUUUUUCAGUAUAUUACUGUAUAGGUUUUGGAAAAUAAAUACUUCCAAUCUGAAAGUACCAGAAUUGUUUAGCAACAUUUUUACACUACAGUAUUGUUGCAAAAUAAACCAAACUGGUACUGACUGCUGCCUUUUAAAAACAAAGCAAUGUAUUAUAAACAAGCAUUUUUUUAAAAGAUCUUAGAUUUUGAUGUUUAUUAUAUUAAGCACUACAGUUUUGUAACUUAACACAUGAACAAACAAUUUUUUAUAUAUAUAAAAUUUGUGGGAAUAAAUGCAAGAACAUGCUUUUAAAAUCAGGUCUGAAAAACGAGGCACAACUUGUUAAUGUCAUAUGUAGUGGAAAAAAACUUGCUCAUACUGUUUUCAGUAAUGUUUUUAACUGACAGUGUCAAAAUACAUGUAGUUGUAUACAUGGAAAAAGGUGGUGGCUUUUAUCAGGCAGUGCUGUAACUUGUCUGGUAAAGCUGCUUAGCUCUUAAGUCUUUCACUUGUAGCAGGGGGUGUGCAGGACACGAGGCGUGUUCUGUGGGUGUCUCCCUGUAGUAGAUCCUACAAACACUUCCUUAGCAGAGGUUUGGGACUGAGAAGGCAUCAAGGACAUUAAGCUUGCGGUUCCCCUGAAAUGCAAAUGAAGUCCUAAAAUUCUUAAAUAUUUUGAAAUGAUAUUAUUUAUAAUCUAUGAAUUUAAGCUUUUUAUAUUGAAAAAUAUGUCUUUUUAUGAAAGGCAUUAAAACUUUUCUCUAAGCUUAAUCCAGGCUAUGUAGAGAGAGGAAGAGAUGUAGCACUGUGUAAAUGUGUGUUUGCCAGGUCUAGUAACACUUAACAAAAUCUUACUGAUGCACCAGAUUAUUGAUCUCUAAAGACUUUUUUCCAUCUGGUGGAGUGAAGGUAGGUGAAAAGGUCAGAGAUGAAGUGAUGGGAAUAUGAAGUAGGUUUGGAAGGCAAACGAUGAUGUAACAAAUUUAGACCUUGUCAGGAAGGGUGGCUGCAGAUAGGAAUGCACAGAAACGAAUCACCAGUGUUCAGUAAAAAACGUAAUGGGAGAACAUGAUACAAUUAACUACCUUAUCAGUGAGGAACUGCUGGGUUGUACGUGGUAUCAGAAGAUGGAAAAUGAAAAGCACACACACUGAAAUUUUGAAAAAAGAGGUGAAAGGCAAAGACCUACAGUCUAUGAAGUUUUAUUACACAGGGAAAAGUAGCUCUUUUUAUGUUUUGGGUUUUUUUAAAAUAGAAAACGAGAUGUGACAGCAGAAUUGUGUCUGCACAGAAUUUAAUUACUGAAUGGGCAUUGUGUUUCUUUUAUUCUUUUGGAGGGGUUAUUUGUUGGGUUUUUUUUAUUAUUUUUGCUAGUGCUAACUGUUGAGAUAUCAGAAAUUUCUUUUCAACUAAGAGAGGACCUGGCAGGGCUGACCAAUAUUACUGUAAUUAUGAUGAAUCUCUCUCUUUUAAGGAUUUCUUCAGGUUGGCAGCCUAAAUGAAAAACAGGUGGUCCUAAGACUUUGUUCUUUAGUGACAUGACUGACUUUGGUGAAAGAAUUGGAGAUUUUUUUGGCAUCUAGUAGUGAUGCCAACGCGUCAGCACUGCGUAAGGGGCCUGACAAACUGAACGCCAUUGGUGCUAGAACAUCCCCAGCAGCUGCAGGUCUGAGCUCUGUCAGGAUUCAGUCAAUACAGCUCAUCAGUAGAUUCUCUUUAGAAAAUUCAGUCUGUUCAUCUGCUAGUAAGUCUGUACUAUUGCAGAUUUAAGCUUUGUCAUACCAAAAGAUCUUCCAAGCCGAGCGAGUCCUCAGCCGGUGUGAGGCUGCCCCGAUUUCGCCCGCUGAAGGCCACACUUCUCACAGGGGACACCGGUGCAGCUUUCCAGUAAAGCCACGUGAGAUGUUUAUUGGAAUUGGGAAGCUACAAACUUGAUUCCUCUUUCAUUGAUGUUUUAGGUAGUUAAGUGUCUUGGUUCAAAAACUUUAAAGAGGUAAAAAA